This is a messenger RNA of Chondrus crispus (carragheen), 1452 nucleotides long. RefSeq lists its product as hypothetical. NCBI's taxonomy places the organism in Eukaryota, Rhodophyta, Florideophyceae, Gigartinales, Gigartinaceae. Gene Ontology annotation, molecular function: hydrolase activity, acting on carbon-nitrogen (but not peptide) bonds, in linear amidines. The record is from RefSeq and is a predicted model, not a curated record. The coding region runs from base 1 to 1452 and encodes 483 amino acids. The transcript is spliced from 4 exons.
AUGGUAAGCGAUAUUCUACGUACCUCUUCCAAUUUAGCACUUUUUGAAUCCACCCAAGAACCUCAUCAAAAGCCUGUUGCAGUAAAAGGUGCGGGAUUUUUGUCGCGAGGAUCAUUUUUCCAUCCAGCUCAUCAUCCAGCGACUACACACCCACUCGCCCCGAAAAUUAACCUUGAACGGGUUCUAUCAGAGCUUAAAACUCUGGCAACUCAUAGCGAUCUAACGCCCCCUGCUGUGCAACGCGUGGUUUACACCUCAUCAGAUUUAUCCGCCCGCACAUACUUGCAGCGCAUAAUCUCCGAGGCCAAUCUAGCUAUUCACGAAGAUGUUGUCGGAAAUCUCUUCGCUGUAUGGCGAGGGUCAUCGUCAUCGCAAUCCAGGGCAGUUGCCACCGGAUCCCAUAUCGACGCAAUUCCUCACUCAGGUAUGUACGACGGUGUUCUGGGCGUUCUUGGUGGCCUCGAGGCGAUCCGAUCAUUGAAAGAAGCUGGGUUUACCCCAUCCCGAGAUGUCCAUCUCAUCAUGUUCACAUCAGAGGAACCGACAAGAUUUGGCAUUGGAUGUCUUGGAAGCAGGGUCCUCUCAGCGGAGCUGCCUCACGAAUAUAUGUACAAGCUCGUAGACUCCAAUGGCACGACUUUAGAUGAAGCGAGAAAAGCGGCUGGUUUCACCAAAGAACUGAGUGAAGCGAUACUUCCGGAUGAUACCUAUUCGGCCUUUGUCGAGCUGCACAUCGAACAGGCUGACAGUCUCGAGCGAUCCUCAACACACAUUGGUGCCGUAACAUCCAUUGCCGCCCCGGCGCAGGCCGCGGUCCGAUUCUCCGGUUCAGGUGGGCAUGCAGGCGCUCUGCCAAUGGCCGAACGGCACGAUCCUGGGCUUGCUGGGGCAGAAUUGGCACUGGAAGUAGAAAAGGCCGCUUUGGACGGCCAGUCGAAUUAUUCAGUCGCGACUACCGGCCGGUUUGAAGUGUUUCCAGGUGCCGUUAACUCUGUUCCGCGUACGGCAACCCUCGAACUUGACGUCCGAAAUGUCGAGCUGGAAGAAAGGAAUGAAAUGCUUACCCGUAUUCGUGACUCCGCAACUAAGAUAGCAGAGCGGCGUGGCGUUCGUCUUGAGUUCAAUGUGACAAACGCAGACGCGCCUGCCGAUUGCAAUAAGCAUAUUGUUGAAAUGGUGGCGCAGGCAGCGCAGGAAUCUGGGUUGAGCUACUCGCGGCUCGUGUCUCGUGCAUACCAUGACUCAUUGUUCAUGGCGAGGAAGUUUCCGACCGGCAUGAUCUUUGUCCCGUGCAGAGGAGGCGUGAGUCAUCGUCCUGAUGAUCUCGAGCGUAUCGUUAUAAGAAUAACUUUUAUCAGAUCUUUAGCGAACUUCCGCCUUCCUUUUUGCCAUAUACUGAUUAAGGCAAGUACGCAUGUCGAUGCAAGAGGAGAUAGACUCUUAAAACUUUGA